Sciurus carolinensis (gray squirrel) is the source of this 4081-nucleotide messenger RNA. It is a transcript of the gene Xpnpep2, whose product is annotated as X-prolyl aminopeptidase 2. Gene Ontology annotation, molecular function: metalloaminopeptidase activity. The transcript has 21 exons. The record is from RefSeq and is a predicted model, not a curated record. The coding region runs from base 231 to 2255 and encodes 674 amino acids. NCBI's taxonomy places the organism in Eukaryota, Metazoa, Chordata, Mammalia, Rodentia, Sciuridae.
UUGCCUGGGCAGCCCCAAGGCUUCUUUUUCCACCGUGACUCCCAGAGCCCUCUGAAACAAAAGACCAGAGGGGGACUCUCCAUCUACCAGUUGGACGCCUCCUUCCCAUCGCCAGUCCCCACCCCUGUCUGUUCCUGUCCAGGAAAGGGCUGGAGGAAGAGGCCAGAGAAACAGCCCUGGCCUCUCUCCCCAGUCGCUCCAUCCACUCAGCGUCGGCAUCUGGAAACCCCAUGGCUCGGGCUCACUGGGGCUGCUGCCCUUGGCUUGUCCUCUUCUGUGCUUAUGCCUGGAGCCACCCAAUACCAGGGGACCUUGCUAGAGAAGAUGUGAGAAACUGUUCAACUAGCCCUCCGUACCUUCCAGUUACUGCAGUCAAUACCACAGUGCGACUGACAGCCCUCCGCCAGCAGAUACAGGCCUGGAAUCUCUCUGCCUACAUCAUCCCAGACACAGAUGCCCACAUGAGUGAGUACAUUGGCAGACAUGAUGAGAGGCGUGCAUGGAUCACAGGCUUCACAGGGACUGCAGGUAUUGCAGUGGUGACCCUGAGGAAAGCAGCUGUCUGGACCGACAGUCGCUACUGGACUCAGGCUGAGCGGCAGAUGGACUGCAACUGGGAGCUCCAUAAAGAAGUUGGUAUCACUCCCAUUGUCACCUGGCUCCUCGCUGAGAUUCCUUCUGGAGAGAGUGUGGGCUUCGACCCUUUCCUCUUCUCUAUUGACUCCUGGGAGAGUUAUGACCAGGCCCUCCAAGGCUCCAACAGACAGCUGGUGUCCAUUACAGACAACCUUGUGGACCUGGUAUGGGGAUCAGAAAGGCCCCCAGCACCAAGCCAACCUAUUUAUGCACUGCAGGAGGCAUUCACAGGGAGCACUUGGCAGGAGAAAGUAUCUGGCAUCCGAAGCCAGAUGCAGAUGCAUAGUGAGGCACCAACUGCUGUUCUUCUGUCGGCGCUUGAUGAGACGGCCUGGCUCUUCAACCUUCGCAGCAGUGACAUCCCCUAUAACCCAUUCUUCUAUUCCUACACACUGCUCACGGACUCCUUCAUCAGGUUAUUUGUAAACAAGAGUCGCUUUAGCUCUGAGACUCUGCAGUACCUGAAUUCCAGCUGCACAGACCCCUUGUGUGUGCAACUCGAGGACUACAAUGAAGUCCGUGGCAGCGUCAAGGACUAUGCCUUAGGAGAUGUGAAGAUCUGGAUUGGGACCAGCUAUACCACGUAUGGGCUCUAUGAAGUGAUACCUGAGGAGAAACUCGUGGCAGACACCUACUCCCCAGUGAUGGUGACUAAGGCAGUGAAGAACAGUAAGGAGCAGGCACUCCUCAAGGCCAGCCAUGUUCGAGACGCUGUGGCUGUGAUCCGGUACUUGGUCUGGCUGGAGAAGAAUGUGCCCAAAGGCACAGUGGACGAGUUCUCUGGGGCAGAGCUCGUGGACAAGUUCCGAGGAGAAGAAGAGUUCUCCUCUGGACCCAGUUUCCAAACCAUCUCUGCUAGUGGUCUGAAUGCUGCCCUGGCCCACUACAGCCCAACGAAGGAGCUGCAUCGCAAGCUGUCCUCAGAUGAGAUGUACCUGCUGGAUUCUGGGGGACAAUACUGGGAUGGUACCACAGAUAUCACCAGAACAGUCCACUGGGGCACCCCCUCUGCCUUCCAAAAGGAGGCAUAUACCCGGGUGUUGAUGGGAAACAUCGAUCUAUCCAGACUCAUCUUUCCUGCUGCUACAUCAGGGCGAAUGGUGGAAGCCUUUGCCCGCAGAGCCUUGUGGGAAGUUGGCCUCAAUUAUGGUCAUGGGACAGGCCAUGGCAUUGGCAACUUCUUGUGUGUGCAUGAGUGGCCAGUGGGAUUCCAGUCUAACAACAUUGCCAUGGCCAAGGGCAUGUUCACUUCCAUAGAACCUGGGUACUAUCAGGAUGGAGAAUUUGGGAUCCGUCUCGAAGAUGUGGCCCUUGUAGUGGAAGCAAAGACCAAGUACCCAGGGACUUACCUGACCUUCGAAGUGGUGUCCUUCGUGCCCUAUGACCGAAACCUCAUUGAUGUCAGCCUGCUGUCCCCUGAGCAGCUCCAGUACCUGAAUCACUAUUACCAGACCAUCCGGGAGAAGGUAGCCCCGGAGCUACAGAGUCGCCAGAUGUUGGAAGAGUUGGCCUGGCUGCAGCAGCACACAGAGCCCCUGUCUGCCAGGGCCCCACAUUCCACUUCCUUGGCCUCUGUUUUGCUAGCUGCCACUCUUGCCUUCCUCAACUGGAAUAGCUAGAGGCUCCUGACUCCCCAGCUGACCCUCCACCUUGACGUGGGACUCACUCACUUGGCUCCCCUCCCCCUGUACCACACAAGCCCCAAGAGUACUGCUGGCACAUCACCUAAAAACCGCUGCCCUCGGCCUCCUCUGGGACCAGACCCCAGGCAGCACACGUACACCCUUCCCCAGCAUAUACAUGUCAUCCUGGACCCCUAGUUUGGGAUACCAGAGCCAACUAUGCUUUCCCUCCUGUGAACCCAGCCUGCUACAGCUACUUCCUCUCCCGCAAAAUGAAAAAAAAAAAAAAAACAAAACAGGCAGUGCCCCUACUCCCAGGAGCUCUAUGACCUGGCGAGAACCCCACCCCAUUGCCACCUAGUAGAGGUUGCCAGAGCUGCUGCCACCCACAAGGCUCCUGAAAUUUUGGCUUUUCCAUACCUUUAAGGCUGCCUCUGGCCACCCCCACCUGUCCCUAGCCCCACAAUGGCCUUCUGACUAUAGCCCUUAGGGCUAAAGGAGCAGGACUCCCCCAGGCUAAUCGCUGUACCUUAGAGGAAGACAAAGGGAGAGUGACUGAGUCAUCUGGUUGCCAAGAGCCACCUAGGAUUGGGGAGAACAUUCUAGUCGGAGACAGGGUAAGCCUGGAGCCAGAGACCAGUCAGGAGCACACACCAGCCCCCUCCACACACACAUAGGAGCCCAUUGCUCCCAAACCCCAAGUGCACUCUAUGCCAAGUGACAGCAGGGGGAGUGAAAGUGUAGGAAUUUGACUAUGGAGUAGAAGGGACUGUGACAGGGUGCUCUAGAAUAUGGUGCUACCAGAGCUCAGGAAACAAUGUCACUAUCUCAGGUUUCCCUGGCAUACAAGGAGCCCUUUUAACUUUCUAAAAUGCAGCCACAGUGGCAAUGCAAUUAAAUUCUCCCACAUCCAUGGAUGGCCCUUAACCGCAGGUGGGUAGAGUCUGGUUUCUCUAUUUCACGGACAGUAAAACUGAGCUUAGUACAGGAGGUGGUCCCUGCUUGAGGACCUGCAACACAUGGUUGGGCGGUGGUGGGGAGAUGGCCUGCAAUCCAGCUCUGUUGCCUUUCAGGACCAUGCAGCUUCUCUUAGCCUGCCUCCCAGUCCCCUCCCCAUUGGCUGAGCCCACUGGUGAGAAGAGCUUUCUCUGUCCUCAGUCAGCCGUUAGCCACCUGGGCUCACAUCCUGCUAGAUGCUUAAAACAGCCUUGCAAAGAUGCCUGCCUCUGGUUUUGUAUUGUGUCUGCUGUGUUGCUGAAGGCUGCUGUUACCUGUGGCUUUUGUGGUGGGGGAGGAAGUGGAGAGGUUGAGGUGGGGGUGGGGACAUGAGGCUCCCAGAAGCUCAGUGGGGGAGCAUAUGGGCUUGAGAAUGUGCACGUGAGCAUGCGUGUGAGUAUGCUCCUGAAUGUGUAUGCGCAUGCUCUCCCUGCCUAGCCAGCUGCCUCCAGCCUGUGCUAGAGGUGCAGAGGGGGCAGAGGGGAGAAUCAUGCUGGGAACUUGUCAAAUAUGAGCCAGAAAAUUUGGGACCAGCACCUGUGACCAGAACACAGUCAGGAUGGUGGGGAGGUGAGAACCAGGGCUCUGGGGACAGGGUGCUGGGCAAAGGCACCAGGCCAAGAAGUUGCUCAGCCUGGCAGCACAAGGUAACGUGAGGAUGACUAUGAUAGUCAUCACCAAAUCUGGCAUUGUAAUGUCAGAGGUCAGACCCACCCUCACUGAGAGCCUGCAGCACCCAGCAGUGGGCCUCUGUUUGCUGGGUCCUUUCCUCUCUCACCUACUUACUGCACACACAGCUACUACUAAUAAAAUUAAAGUCUUCUCCA